UCUUCUACAAACUCGUUUUAAUGGCUCGAACGGACGGACGAACAUCAACCAAAUCUACAUACACACAAACGGUUUUAUCGUGCUAAAACACAUGGCUACGACCCGAACGUGUUAAUUGUGUUCUGGCCAUCGGACGAGCAGCAUCAUUCAAGAUGGGAACGACCAAACGUUUGGCCCAUUUGGUCGUGCUCUUGAUUAGCUUCCUGGCGGUAGAUUGCAUACGCACCGAGGACAGUAAGGACGUUUCGUACGCGCUCUACCGGGAGAAGUCCUUGUAUUUCGGAAACUCGUUUAAGCUUAACUGGUACAAGGCGUACGAGUACUGCCGGACGCGUGGCAUGUUUCUGGUGAGGAUCAACAACGACGAGCAGCUGAACGAUGUGGUGGAGCUGGUCGAAAAGACUGGCUUCACCAAAGCGAACGACGAACUGCAGCUGUGGACGUCCGGCAACGAUCUCGGCGAGGAGGGCCACUUCUACUACGCCUCGACCGGCGAACGGCUGACGUACACCCGCUGGCGGCACAACGAGCCGAACAACUACAAGCACGACUACUGCACGUACGAGAACUGCGUGAUCGUGGAGUACCUGAAGUCGAUGUCCCUCAACUACACGCUGGACGAUAGGUCGUGCAAGACGGAAUACUUUUUCGUGUGCGAAAGGCUGUUCGAUUAAAACCGGGCAUCCGCCCCGUGGUCAGGUGA
Messenger RNA from Anopheles stephensi (Asian malaria mosquito), 703 nucleotides. RefSeq names its product C-type lectin 37Da-like. Lineage: Eukaryota; Metazoa; Arthropoda; Insecta; Diptera; Culicidae. Gene Ontology annotation, biological process: biological process involved in interspecies interaction between organisms. Gene Ontology annotation, molecular function: carbohydrate binding. The transcript is spliced from 2 exons. The coding region runs from base 153 to 674 and encodes 173 amino acids. Gene Ontology annotation, cellular component: external side of plasma membrane. The record is from RefSeq and is a predicted model, not a curated record.